AUGAAAAAAUUAAGCAAAUUUAUCAGAAACUUUGAUCUUUUCGCCUAACCCAUUUAUAUUACUUACAAGAAUGACAGUAAUUAUAGAACAGUUAUGGGUGGGCUAACUGCCUUAGUAUUUGGAUUCUUCUUGAUAUGGUACAUUAUAAACGAAAUCAUAGUAAUGGCAAAAGGAGGUUAUUCAAUCUAAAAUUAAACUAAUUUUAUCGAUACUGAAGCUGAUCCAUAAUCCUAUGUAAUUAAUGCUCAAAAGCUAAACAUUGCAGUAAGGCUUGGAUCAUUAGGGAAAAUUAUCAAAAACAAUGAUAGUGAUAUAACUAGAUAUGUGAGGCCAUAAUUUUUAUAUGAUAUGAAUGAUGAUACUGAUAGUUUCAAUAAGGGACAGCAAAAUAGCCGACAAAUAAGUGUUGUAAAAUGUGAUGAGGUAAUGUUUCCAUGGUUUGAAAAAAGAUCUGAUAUCAAUAAUUACUAUUGCCCAGAACUCAAUUCUUUUGAAAUAUAUGGCUAAGAAUCAAGCGUAAGAAGCAAAUAAUUACUAUUUGUGUUGCAAAAGUGCUCGAUGGUAGCAGCUAAUCCGACUACCGAAUGUGAAUAAAACCCAAUGUAUGAGCAAAUGAUUUCCCAUAUUUAUGCGGACGUAGCGAUAAUGACUGAAUACUUCGAUUCUAAAGACUUUAAAGUUGAUAGACCUUUCAAGAAAUACUUUUCUUAACAACGAAGAUACUUAGUUGAAGAUAACAAAUAACUUAACUCCUAUAGCAUUAAAUAAAAUGCGGUUUCAAUCUAAGAUUAGCUCAUUAGUUUCUUUUGGUAAACUGGAACAGAUCCUAGCUCAUCAAAGUAUCAAUUUUAUGAAAUUAGACAUAUAAGUACACAAGUUUAUAAUUCUACAGUAGACAGAUUUAAGAAUCUUGGAGUACUAAACUUUAAGUUCUCACAAGAUAACCAGUAAAGUAUUAUAAAUGUAUAGUCUUAGACUAUUACAGGACUUAUUUCAAAUGUGGGUGGAUUCUUUAGUCUAAUAAAUAUGAUUCUUAUCUAUCUCUUAAGUUGA
This is a messenger RNA of Stylonychia lemnae, 1053 nucleotides long. Lineage: Eukaryota; Ciliophora; Spirotrichea; Sporadotrichida; Oxytrichidae. The record is from the annotation of a GenBank genome assembly.